AAAGCGGAAUCCUAAAUUGCGAUAGACGCUGCUAUUCGUUGUUGUAAUGUGCUCUUGUUAGUAUGGAAGUGAAUGGUAGUUUAUUGUGUUUAUGGUUUAGUUUUAUAGGUUUAGUCUCUGCAACAUUAGAAAUUAAUACUACCGAUACAAAUUCCACUAUCAGAAAACCACGACAAAGCAGCUUUAAAUGCACUCUUCCACCACAGCUGGAAAAUGGACGAUGGUUAAUAACUGAAGCCGAUGUUAAUCCAGGCGAUGAAGUAGAAGUUAACACAAUAUUAAGAUUGGAAUGUAACGAAGGUUAUCAGCUGUAUCCUUACAAUUCACUCAUUGCUUGUGAUAGCAAUUGGGAUGAUGCAGAUUUUCCAGUGUGUAAAAAAAAAUGUCCAUCGUUUUAUUCAACUGCGACAACAAAGUUGAUAUGCAAAGAUAAAGAUGAAAAUACUAUCCCUUGCGACAAAGCGACUGACGGAACAUACCUAACUUAUAGUUGCGUCGCUUUCUAUGAAGUCCCGCCAGGUGGAAAAAACGUUCUUUACUGUAACGAUGGCAUUUGGGAUUUUCCGAAACCUUUGUGUAAACCAAUUUGUGGAAAGAAAGUUACUACGGAUACAACACCCCUAACUUGGGGUGGUACUGAUGUUAAAGGAUAUGAAUAUCCAUGGGUUAUAGCUAUGUUUAAGAAAUUAGCAGGAAAAUACGAGAAUGUCUGUGGCGGAACGUUGGUCAGUCGUAGAGUUGUUAUAACCGCUGCUCAUUGUGUUACUGAUAAUUACGGUAACGCUCUUGGUAGAGAAAACUUUCAAGUCGCAGCUGGAAAACUUUACAACGCUUUUGGAGACCCACGCGAUAAUGAACAUGCUCAAUAUCGAAAGAUAUCAGAGGUAGUAGUUCAUCCAGGAUAUAGAGGAGUCAGUCAGCGAUAUGUUGCUGACUUGGCAUUACUUAUUACACAAGAACUAUUCAAACUUGAACCAGUAAUUCAGCCAGCAUGUUUUGAUAAUGUUAAUAACAUAUAUUUGAAAAAUUAUCAAGUGGGAGAGGUAGCUGGUUGGGGACUUACCGAAGAAGAAAAGCCCUCUGAACGUCUCAGAGUAAUUAAGAUACCAUACAAAGAAGGCGCUACAUGCGCUAGGGAGCUACCCGAAAGCUGGGAGGAACAGUAUAACUUUUUAGACAAAAUUUGCGCUGGACGAGUGGAUCAGCAAAUUGCUGUUUGCCAAGGGGAUAGUGGUAGUGGCCUGGUCUUUAAAAAUCGAGAAGACAAUAGAUACUAUAUUCAAGGACUGGUAAGCAUAGCUCCAAAUCUAUAUACUUCCAAAUGUAACUACCAAACAAACGCCCUAUAUACUAGCGUAUCAUUCUACUACACAUUUAUAAAUAGGGAAAUGACUAUUAAUUAUUUAGAAGACUGCUUACUUCCACCACAUCCAAGAAAUGGAAAAUGGUCUAUCGAAGAUGGCGUAGGAAAAAAACCUGGUGAUAUUGUAUUAUCCAACACUAUUUUAACGUUUUCCUGUAAUAGGGGAUAUAUAUUAUCGUCAAUGUCUCCACAUUACGAUUGUGCAAACUCCUACAACCCACCAACUUGUCUUAUAUUAUGCCCGAAAAUGUCAUUACCCAGUGGAUCACAAAUCAUCUGUAAAAAUGCAAAAAAUCAACAUAUACAAUGUGAAGAUGUGGCUGAUGGUGGCAGCGUAACUUUUACAUGUCCAAACGGCUUUGUUUCAGAUCGAGGAACACCCACUAGUACAAAGUAUUGUCGAAAUGGAGCAUUCAGCAAUACUGCACCAUCCUGUAUACUAAAGGCAUUAUUCAAGCCCACGCCAGUAAAAAAUAAAAGACCGUCCAGCGGUGGUAGUACUAAACCAGAGUCUAAUAUACCAACAAAACCAGCAACAAGUAAGCCAACUAAACCUAGCGUGCCAAUUACAAUAACAGAACCAGGAGUUGAAAUAGGUAGCGAUGGACUAAAAGUGAUUUGUACUUACGCCAGUUGGAUGGCCUAUCAAGAAGUCUACCCAGAAAAUUUUGAGCCAAGAUUGUGUACCCAUUUAGUCUACCAAUUUAUAGGCCUCAAGGAAACUGGAGAGCUACGCGUAGGAGACGAGUGGCUGGAUCUUUAUGUUAUGGAACAAGGUUUGUACAGGAUGACGACUGACUUAAAAACGAGGAACAAAGAUUUGAAAGUACUACUCAACGUUGGUGGUAGUGGAGCCACUAACGAAACACUUUUUAGGGAUCUUUCUAAAGACGACGACAAAAUAAAAGCAUUUUUGUCUAGUGCCGCAAAAAUAAUACAAAUGUACAAUUUCGAUGGGUUGGACCUAUUCUGGUUUUCACCGGCAAAAGACGAUAAGGAAAAUUUUAUUCAUCUUUUGGAAACAAUUAAACGUGAUUUUGAUAAAAAUGGAUGGAUAUUAAGUAUUACUGUUCAUCCAGUAAUUGAACAGCAUGGUUACGACGCUAAAGAAAUCAGCAGGAUAGUAGAUUGGGUCACUAUUAAAACUUACGACUUCUAUGGAAGCUGGAGCCUCUACACUGGAAACCAUAACUCUUUAUAUCCUUCCUCCAAAGAGAACGGCUGGGAGAAGCAACGUUACAACUUGAUGCAGUUGCCAAAACCUGGCUUAAGGCAGGUCUCUCUAAGAACAAACUUGUUUUAGGUGUUGCAUUUUCAGGAGUCGGAUUUUCCCUGAAAGAUAAGACGGAAACAGGAGUGCAUGCUCCAAUAAAUAAGGCACCUUCAUUUGGAGAAAUACGAUACUAUCAGAUUUGCAAAAAAUACGCCGAUUUUACAAAAGUGUGGGAUGACGAAACAAAGACACCAUAUUCAUAUAACGACACAUUCUGGAUUGGGUUUAACGAUCCCCAGGCAGUGCGACUUAAAGGAGAAUAUAUUAAGAACGAACAGUUAGCAGGUAUAAAUGUUUUUUCAAUAGACGGCGAUGACAAUAAAGGAGUGUGUGGGGAGAAAUACGUUCUCCUGAAGAAUUUAAAUAGUGGCAUGGGUCAUAGUUUAACAUGGUUGAAAGAUAAUUGACUGAAAUCAUAAAUAAAUUUUUAAAUUUUUGUACUUAAACUUGUAAUCCUCAAAUAUUUUUCCAAUAAAAUAUUAUC
Molecule: messenger RNA, 3120 nt
Organism: Diabrotica balteata
Lineage: Eukaryota; Metazoa; Arthropoda; Insecta; Coleoptera; Chrysomelidae
Source: the annotation of a GenBank genome assembly